Molecule: messenger RNA, 1605 nt
Organism: Anguilla anguilla (European eel)
Lineage: Eukaryota; Metazoa; Chordata; Actinopteri; Anguilliformes; Anguillidae
Gene: eef1g
Product: eukaryotic translation elongation factor 1 gamma
Exons: 10
Coding region: 86-1411 (441 amino acids)
Biological process (GO): translational elongation
Cellular component (GO): nucleus; cytoplasm
Molecular function (GO): translation elongation factor activity
Source: RefSeq, a predicted model, not a curated record
CCACGCCUUAUUUCGUUUUGCGCGUGCCCGGUGGUCUAUACGUCACAGCUGCGCGCCGCCCUUCCUCCUUUCUCUCGACCUGAAGAUGGCGGCAGGGACACUCUACACAUACCCAGAGAACUGGAGAGCCUUCAAGGCUCAGAUUGCGGCGCAGUACAGCGGUGCCCACCUGAAAGUGGCCAGUACGGCCCCUGCCUUCACCUUUGGACAGACAAACCGCACCCCUGCCUUUCUCAACAACUUCCCCCUGGGCAAGGUUCCGGCUUUCCAGGGUGAUGAUGGUUUUUGUCUGUUUGAGAGCAACGCCAUUGCUUAUUAUCUGAGCAGCGAUGCCCUGCGUGGUAGCACUCCUCAGGACAGCGCCCAGGUAUUGCAGUGGGUGAGCUUUGCUGACUCUGAGAUCAUCCCCCCAGCCAGCGCCUGGGUCUUCCCCACCCUUGGCAUCAUGCAGUUCAACAAACAGGCCACAGAACAGGCCAAGGAGGAAGUGAAGCGGGUGCUCACCGUCCUGCAUCAGCACUUGAACACCCACACCUUCCUGGUGGGGGAAAGGGUCAGCCUGGCAGACAUCUCUGUGGUGUGCUCUCUGCUGUGGCUCUACAAACAGGUUCUGGACCCUUCAUUCCGUCAGCCCUUCCCCAAUGUGACACGCUGGUUUGUGACCUGCAUCAAUCAGCCCCAGUUUAAAGCUGUCUUGGGGGAAGUCAAGCUCUGCGAAAAGAUGGCUCAGUUUGAUGCCAAGAAGUUUGCUGAAAUGCAGCCCAAGAAAGAUGCCCCUAAGAAGGAGAAGGGAGGCAAGGAGGGAGGCAAACCGCAAGAGAAGAAGGAAAAGAAGGAGAAGAAGGAGGAGAAGAAGGCUCCUGCCCCAGCUCCAGAGGAGGACAUGGACGAGUGUGAGGCUGCCCUGGCUUCAGAGCCCAAAGCCAAGGACCCUUUUGCACAUCUGACCAAGAGUCCAUUUGUAUUGGAUGAGUUCAAGCGCAAGUAUUCCAACGAAGAUACACUGACUGUGGCUCUGCCCCACUUCUGGGAGCACUUUGACCGUGAGGGUUACUCCAUCUGGUAUGGGGAAUACCGCUACCCCGAAGAACUGGCCAUGACGUUCAUGAGCUGCAACCUGAUCACAGGAAUGUUCCAGAGACUGGACAAACUGCGCAAGAACGCUUUCGCCAGCGUCAUCCUCUUCGGCUCGAACAACGACAGCAGCAUCUCUGGCAUCUGGGUGUUCAGAGGACAGGAUCUGGCUUUCACGCUUUCUGAAGAUUGGCAGAUUGACUAUGAGUCAUAUGAGUGGCGUAAGCUGGAUGUGGACAGCGACGAGUGCAAGACCAUGGUGAAAGAGUACUUUGCAUGGGAGGGAGAGUUCAAACAUGUAGGCAAGCCUUUCAACCAGGGCAAAGUCUUCAAGUGAGAGGGCCCUGUGUUUCUCUGUUACUCCUAUCCCAGUAUCCAUCAACACCUCCAUCUAAGGACAUGCAUCCACCAAAUAGCCCAUCGCGACCAGGGGAAGUGGGGAGGGGGGUGUCUACUGAUACCGGAGACGGCUGUGUAGCACCAAAGGAUGUUUGCCUAAAGAAAUAAAAAACAAUAUUUUCAAGAACCGUA